UAUUGUGAAUUCAAGCGAAGAAUUGUCAUCUAGACUGUCAAAGCAGUAAAUAUUUAUAUGCGUUUGUGGUUCUUCUCGUGCUAGCGAGAUGGAUAUUUUGAAGGCGGAAAUUGCGAGAAAGCGGAAGCUACUAGAGGAGAGAAAAUUAGUGGAUGAAAAGAAAAAAUAUUUCAAGCGCGGCGAUCUGAUCGCUCAGCAACAAAAGGAAAUUUUCAAGAAGCUCGGCGAGAAAUCUGAUGAUAAAUAUUUGGACGAGUCGGGAUCAUUAGUUGCAAAUGAUCGAUCAAGCGACGUUUUAGGCGACGAAACUAAAAUCCUUCCACGACAAGAAGUCAUUCGGCGUUUGCGGGAGCGUGGCGAGCCAAUUUUACUAUUCGGAGAAACGGAAAUUCAAGCUUUCCGACGACUUCGACAGUGUGAAAUCUCUCAACCAGAAUGUAAUCGGGGCUUUCGCAAUGAUUUCCAAGAAGCCCUGGAGCAAGUGGACGCAGCCUACCUGAACGAACUACUUUCUCAUACACAAACCGCCAAGUCAGAUGACAAAAAGGAAGAGUUCCAAAUCGACGAUUCAGUCACCUAUGAAUCCAUUCAAGAAGUAGCAAAAGAUAUUGGCCGCGGGAAUAAGGACAAUGACGCACAAGUAAUUACAACGUUUCUUCAGUUUAUCCUCAAAUUGUGGCACGAUCAGCUUAAAUCGUAUUCACCGCAAGAAAAAAUAUCGGUGAAAGCGAAAACAGCACGAGUCAUCUUUACACAAACGCGUGAAUACAUGAAACCACUAUUUAGAAAGUUGAAAAAUAGAACAAUCCCCGAAGAUAUUCUUGAUAGUUUGCGCGAUAUUACCAAACAUUUAUUGAAUCGGAACUACAUUGCGGCAAGCGAUGCUUAUCUCGAAAUGGCAAUUGGAAACGCUCCAUGGCCUAUUGGUGUAACUAUGGUUGGUAUUCACGCUCGUACCGGACGCGAGAAAAUUUUCUCAAAGAACGUAGCGCAUGUGAUGAACGAUGAAACUCAAAGAAAGUAUAUUCAGGGGUUGAAACGAUUGAUGACCAAAUGCCAGGAAUAUUUCCCAACUGAUCCAAGUAGAUGUGUGGAGUAUGUUGGCAAGAAAUAAGUUAUUAUAUGUAUGUAUAAAGUAUAAUUAAAGUUUAGUAUCGUG
Messenger RNA from Hermetia illucens (black soldier fly), 1159 nucleotides. RefSeq names its product pre-mRNA-splicing factor 18 (gene Prp18). The record is from RefSeq and is a predicted model, not a curated record. Gene Ontology annotation, biological process: generation of catalytic spliceosome for second transesterification step; RNA splicing. The transcript is spliced from 3 exons. Gene Ontology annotation, cellular component: U5 snRNP; U4/U6 x U5 tri-snRNP complex; U2-type post-spliceosomal complex. Lineage: Eukaryota; Metazoa; Arthropoda; Insecta; Diptera; Stratiomyidae. Bases 89 to 1114 code for a protein of 341 amino acids.